Molecule: messenger RNA, 2088 nt
Organism: Belonocnema kinseyi
Lineage: Eukaryota; Metazoa; Arthropoda; Insecta; Hymenoptera; Cynipidae
Exons: 6
Coding region: 423-1286 (287 amino acids)
Source: RefSeq, a predicted model, not a curated record
UGUUUCAGUUGGUGUACUCCGUGUACUCAAUGUUUUGGUCAAAGGCGUCAAAGGUCUAAAUGUCGUCUGCAUCGUCAGUGUUAAAAAUGAUUCUAAAUUAUUAUUUUAAGACACGUCAGUGAUAGUAAUUACGAAUAUGAAUAAGCUAAAAAUCUGAAGGAAGACGUACUGCGAGAAAAUUAACGCAAAUAAUAUUCAAAAUGCGAGAAGAUUGUGUUGUUUGAGGAGGAGCAGUCGGCUUAGAAGUCAACGAUAAUCGACGAAAUUCAAAAGUGGUGUCUAUGUUUUUCGGAGCUGUCAGUUUUAUCGGUUUAUCAUUCGUGAUAUCAAAAAUCGUAUUGAUUUGUGUGAAAGCUCUUCAGAAACGUAGUGAUAAUUCACUGGAUUCAACAGUGUCAAGAUUCUGCUUUUAAAAAUAAGAUAUGGAUUAUUCCACUGAUUCACAAGAAUUUUGUGGCAAUACUCCACCCGGCGUUUCUGAUUGCCGAAAGCUUGUGAAGAACAUAUUAUCUCAAAAAGUAUUUGUCGGAGAAUAUGCUGCGAGACGAUAUGUUGAACAAUUGGGAGAUUACAGGGACGUUAUCGUCUGCAAUGAAACGGAAACUGACUUAAUCAAGUUUCUACAGGCGAUUCAAAAAAUUGUGGCCACAGAGUAUGGGAACAAAAAAUGGCUUGGAAUCACAAGAAAUACAGAAACCAAGGACCAAAAUGGUUACUGCUUAUGGGUCAAGUUGGAGGAAUUACCAUUCGGCAAACACUGGUUCCAAGUGCGCUCUGUGAAGUUCAGAGAGAAAGAGAUAUACCUACAAUUAAAAUAUCUUCGGCCCUAUCAAGCGGAGGAGAAGAAACUCGACGUCGAAGAGUUCAUGACAGUAAAUUUCAGAGAGAUAUGCACUCUAGGUAACCUUUGUGAGGCAUCGAAAUUCAGUAUGGUACUAAUUCUAACAAUCGCCACUUGUAUUGUGAAAGGUGGAGCUUUCUUUCUCGACUUCGUAGUAAAAAUGACCCACGAGUUAUCGAUUUUAAUUCAUUCUCUGACUCCAGUCAUGAUAACGAUGAUAAAUACCAUAGCAAAAUGCAUAGGCGGAUUUUAUUGGCUUCUUUUCAUGUUGUGGAGGGGAAAUUCAGUUCAACCUCCGAGACAAGUUCCGAUAUACAGCAAUCGACUUGCUAUCAUGGAUAGAAUGGAUGAUUCCAUGGCUUCCAUGUCAUCUUCGUACAGUAGACGAAGUACAAAUACAAAUCCGUGGCCCUCCGAAAGAAGAAAGAGCGGAAGAGAGUGGUAGUUGGAGAGAAUUUUUCUAAUUCAUAAACCCACUUUUUUUUUAUUCCGCGUUUGGAAUUCGCAAUUGAGUGAUUUUCUAAAGCAGAAAUGCAAAAUUAAAAGGAAGUGUUUUUGAAAACGCGUAUAAUUUACCGUUUGACGAAAACCAAAGGUAUUUUCUUAAACAGUAUCUAAGUUUUAGUAAUUAGUUUAUCACUAGGUACAUAUAUGUUUUAUAGUAAACUAGUGUAUGUACGUUUUUACUGUUCUGGUAUAUUUAAAAAAAUCGUUUAACACGUCUGAAAAUAUUUUUUUUUUCAAAUCUGUCAAGCUUAGAAACUGUUUUCUUUUCUAAACAAAAUGAUUAUGGGUACAAUUAAUCUUGAGAAUAAAUUUGUAUAAAGAAAAUAUGAAUUUUCAGUUUCAAUAAUGAUUGUGAUUAAAGUUAUUUCUUUUGGUGAUAUUAAGGAACUUAUUUUAUUGUAUUGUCAGAGAAAUUGGUUAAAUAUUAUAAUAGGAUAUUUGCUAAAAAUCAUUAUUUAUACAAAAUGAUUGUAAUUUUUAUAAAAUAUAAAAUAAUAGUGUUAGUUGUGCAAGUACUCGAGUUCAAAAGUAAGGUUACCUAAUAUUAGUCAAUAACUUUAUUUCAAAUAAUAAAAUUUUCUGUUACAAUUUUAAUUGUUAUUGUACGUUAUUUGCGUGUGAUUGAGUAUAUUAGAGGAUUUUUCUUUUGAUCUCAAUCCCUUGCAUUACUGAAAUUAACAGUUUGUAAAUACCGAGUGGCAACACAAAAGAGUUUAGUAUGUAUUUCAAUAAACAUAUUC